GAUGGUCCAACUGUCUAUGCACAAAUUAAAAAAUAGUAUGUAUUCAUUUUUAUUUGCAAAAAAGUGUUGAUAUUUAUUUACUACAAAUAUGUAAUAACAUCAAAUUAUUGAUCAUAAAUAGUUAUAUUUGGUAAUGUCUUGAAACUCUCAUAGUCGAUUCAUAGGUUGGUGUGCAAUGCACAAAGUGUGUUGUCAAGUUGCAAUGGAAAUGCGUUUUGUCUUCAAUCGUAAAUAAUAUUUUACGUAAAAAUGAACGUGCAAUAUUCCUACGAUGCCAUCGGUUCAUUGAAAUUUUAAGGUUAUACGAUGAAGCUUGCGGUCCAUCCGCUUUCAAAAAAUCCCACUGCUGCAUGGGAGGAAUUAUCUCAACAACAAAAAGUAGUUAAAAUCAAUGCAAAAACUCCAAACACUGAGUCACCAAGUGAUAAGUUAAGAGUUGUGUGCAUGAGUGACACUCAUUCGCUCACACCAUUCAUAAAAUUCGAUAUUCCCAUGGGUGAUAUUUUCAUCCACGCUGGAGAUUUUACAAAAUGUGGUAGUCUUCACGAAGUAAUAGAAUUCAAUAGUUGGAUUGGGAACUUACCCCAUAAGCAUAAAAUAGUCAUAGCUGGGAAUCAUGAAUUAAGUUUUGAUUCCACCUUUACACAUCCGUUUUCUACUCAAGCUAGCGGUGAUCGUCAUAAGCACACUGGAACCAGUAUUUUAGAUAAUAUACCUACAUUAGGAAUAUCGAAGGAUGUACUCGCAGAAGCUAUUCAAACGCAUAAUGUCAAGGAUUAUUUAACUAAUUGCGUUUACCUCGAAGAUGCCGAAGUGGUUCUGCAUGGGAUCAAAAUAUAUGGAACACCAUGGCAGCCAGAGUUUUGCAAAUGGGCUUUUAAUGUUCCCCGAGGAAUACAAUGUCUUUCCAAGUGGGAGAGGAUUCCGUCAGACACUGAUAUUUUAGUAACACAUACGCCUCCAGUCGGUCAUGGGGACCUUUGUUGUAGUGGAGUGAGAGCUGGUUGUGUAGAAUUAUUAACAACGGUCCAAAAUCGUGUCAAACCAAAGUACCAUGUUUUUGGUCAUAUUCAUGAAGGAUACGGUAUAUCAACAGAUGGGAAAAUAAUAUUCAUUAACGCCUCGACUUGUGAUCUAAACUACUUGCCGAGCAAUCCACCAAUUGUUUUCGAUAUAACUUUACCUCCGGGAAUUCAAAAGACGUAAGCAACUAACCUGGAUCUUCGAUAUUGUCCUGAAAUGUUUUUAGUUAGCAGAGAGAGAGUUUAUAAUUUAAUUAUUUUAAACAUAAUGUUAAAAGGUUACGAUUUCAAGUUUAUAUAUUUGUAAUCUUAUAAUUUGAGUAAUUUAUUAGACGUAACAUGUGUGUUAACAGGAAAUACUGCGAUUUAUUAGUAAAAUUUGUAACAAUUGCAGAAAUAGUUUCGAAGGAUUUGAUAGUUACUAUUUAAUCCAAAUGUGAUAUUUUUAGUUUGAAGGAUCAAUGAUGCGAAUUCGGCUUGCACUGUGACAUUUAACUAAAGGGAUAAAUAAGAUUUGUAAAUAAAUUUUAUACUUAUUUGUUAUAGGUACUUAAACCAUCAAAUAUCAUAGCUAAUAAUAGUUGGCGGUUCGCAGCUGUUUAAACAAAAUUUUAUUACAUUAAUGAGUUCUGAAAUAAUUGAUCAUGAGUGAUCUACUGUGUAAUAUGAAGUACUUUUUCUAUUUAUUCUUGACUUUUUGUAGUACUAGCCUUAACCCCUAGUUUCGAUACAGUACAAAAAAAUUAAAUUACAAUUAUUAUUUAUUCAGGCAUUUAAAUUAUUAUUUAAUGCUGCAAUCAUUUUUGUUGUGAAUAGCAAAAUAUAUGCUUAGCGCGCAUCUCCGAAUUUAGGAAAAAAGCAGGGAAGACAGUUCUAGCAUGUAUUUUAUGAAUUGGCUGUAAUUAGGUCUUAAUGCUAGAAAGAAAAAUUACUUUCUUAUAAAAUAUAAUUUUUUGUUGAUAACAUUGUACAAAAGCCCUAUCACAAAACUUCGGUACAUUGCACAAGUGUCAACGAGGAGAAGCUGGAUUUUUUUGUUCAAAUGUUCCAGAGGUUGUAUUUCUUGGGAGUUCUUUUACAUUUCUUUUAUAAUUUAAGUUAACUAAUUUUUAAAUAGGUUUGUCGAGGCAAAUUUCUUGUAAUAUCGUUAAUUUGUUAUUCGAAUUAAAAAAUGCCAAAAUA
Molecule: messenger RNA, 2204 nt
Organism: Belonocnema kinseyi
Lineage: Eukaryota; Metazoa; Arthropoda; Insecta; Hymenoptera; Cynipidae
Product: metallophosphoesterase MPPED2
Exons: 6
Coding region: 307-1206 (299 amino acids)
Molecular function (GO): hydrolase activity
Source: RefSeq, a predicted model, not a curated record